AUGAUGUCUGCACCUGCUCCCUAUCCGGCCGUGGCUUCUCACGCGCCGGCACCCGACGACCACGAGAUCUCCAAGAAGACGCCAUCGAUAUGCGUCGACUAUCUCAGCCACAACUGGACGGACGAAGAUGUGUGGAGCAGCUGGAAGGCGAUGACAAAGGUAAGUCUGACUUGCGCAUGGAACAGCAGUCGAGACCGAAGUCAAUGUCCAUGUGCCCUUGUGGGCAUUGCUCCCUCCGCGUGCUCCCUGCUGAUCAUUAGGCCGCCUUUCUGACCAUAGCGCAAGAAUGAGAUAGCGAAUGGUGUCAGGUUAGAAAAUGCGAGUUGGAGAACGUGGGCAAAGCAGCGUGGCAAGUUAAAGACAAUCAGUCCCGAGACUUUGAAUUGGUGAGCGCCAAGGCUUCGUGAUGGGACGAGAUUGAGGGUGGCAAAUGUGCUCAUCUGUGCUAAUCACUGAACGUCAACCCAUCGGUCCCGGCCAGGUUGAAGGACAGUGAUGUGACUUGGCUGUAUGGGCCUUUGCAUGAGCAUGCAGACCCUGUACCUCCUCCUCGAGUGGCCACAGCCGGCGAGCGCCUCGGUCUCGAUGACGACCCACGCCGAAGGAAGUCGAUUCUGAAGCAUCGCACUAUCUCCGAGAUGCUCACCACACCCGGUAGAAGCGCAAACGAAAACGCGCUGCCUCUGAGUGCUGAAGUAUCACACGAGACAUCAGAGGACGAGACCGAGACAGAGUCCAGCACCCCAAGGCGCAAAGGCAUCAGUUCUCUUGACGCGUCUCCCAGGCCAAAACCCGAGCCACUCCCAGGACAGGCGGCAACUUUAGAUUCAGGCUUGCCGACAAUCAGGAAGAAUUUGGGUGGCAGUCCACCGCCUAGCGUGAGGCUCACCAAUCAACCUGCGCUGGACCGGGCGGAUAGCGCAGCUAGCAGCAUUGCGCCUGAAGAGAAGCGCCACAUCAGCUUUAAUCAGCGGGUGGAGCAGUGCAUCUCAGUAGACGUCGAGGAGAUUGAGUACGACGAUGAAGAGGAGGAAGAGGAUGAGGAGGAGGACGAUGAAGAUGACACCUAUAACGCUUCCAAAGCGGCCUUGCAAGCCCAAUCCACGCAAAGCUCCCGACCCGAUGGGCGCGAGGGCGAUACUGAAGAAGGAUCCGAGGACGAUGUGCUCACAAUGCGCUCCAGUCCGAGACAUUCCCCUUCGUGGCCCCUGACUUCGACAUCUGGAGCCUCAAGCCGCGUGUCUAGCCCAGGCGCGGAGCAUCACACGAUAGCAAAGCUAGCGCCCACCAUGCUGAAGACCAGCGAUACUUUUCCAUUGCCUUCUGCUCCCGUUGUCGACCCAAGCGGCUUCGGUGACAGCUUCAAGGCCUCCAGCAGCUCACGUGUAUCAGCGACUGGUGGCAACAGCUACUCUGGCUACGGUGAUGACGAAGAUGCUGGGACGAGGUAUAGCCAGUGGGAUGCAGACGACGAUUUUGGGGAGUACGACUACUUUGACGGGCCAGAUGUGAAUGAAGGCUAUACUGGAGCUGCUGGCGGAUCAAAUUCGGACGCGUCGCCAUCUCCUCCAACCUCGCACGAAGACCCGGAAGCCACUGUCAGGCGCAUGGCUGCUGCCAUAGCUGCCAAGAAUGGUGGCCAGACGGUGAAACAUGCUUCGCCACCCGAAGAGAUGCCCCCUGGUACAUCUGCACCUGCAUCUGCUCCUCCGGCAAGGCGAAGCAUUCUGAAAAAGGGCGGGCCGGGUGGACAGGCUGUGUCCGACGAGCAUCAGCGCGAAGAAGUCUCUGCGGAAGCCUCCGCGGAAGCAAACGACGGAGACUACUUUGGCACUUCCCCCGUCAAGCUGCCGGCAGACGAGGCCAUCGAUGAUUUGUCCGACCCAAAAAACGCCGCGCCAGCCAGUCGCGGGCGCUCAUCGCAGCGAUUGGGCACUUCGGCUAGCUACGAGCGCAUACAAGAUGCGGCACGCGGUGGAUCGAGCUCUCGAACGAGAACCAACUCCAACAACUCUUCGUCGAGCAACGCUUCCACCAGUCCUGAUGAUCGAUUUGCUAAUUCGCACAGGUCGGGCGAGAGGCGAGAUUCGUUUCGCGGGCGAGCUGGAGAUGGCUCGAGAGCUAUGGACAAGUCAGGCUCGUACGCAGCGGCGGCGGCUAGGAUAGCUGGUCACGAUGGCGAGGACUCGGAUGGACGCGCAUCGCUGGAUUUUGCCAGUCCAGGGUUUCCCGCUAGUCCACAGCUCGGCGAUGGCGAGAAUGAGAGAGCAGAAGAGGGCAAAAUGUAUGGCAGGACUGCUGGUGGUGAUUCAAGCGUGUGGUCAGAUGGCAAGCCCACAGGUUCUCGAUCAAGCCCCUCCAAGUCCAAGUCGGCUGCACAUCGAAGGAAUCCCUCGGAUGAUGGGGACAAUCCAAGGGGGCCGGACGGAGAGCGCCUGAGUCUGGAUGUUGAGCACUUGCCUAGCAACGAUCCCAACCUUUCACCACCCUCUGCGCUAGGCGGCCCAACCCCACUCAAUACGCCCACUCUUGCUCUUGCGAGAAGUCGCGGCGGGGCACCGGCCUCACGCAAAGCGGGUUCGAGCGAGACGCAGCCUUCGAGCCCGACAGUGCCUCGACGGAGUAGCGCUACCGGCGCCAUAGUCGCGCCUAGCGACGCCGAUAGACAAGCUGGCGUCAGGGUGCCGCUCUCCUCGGAUUAUGUGGAGGAAGAUGAAGGUGGGAUUGUUGGGCGUGCUGUAGAGAUGGUAAACACUGCAAGAGAUCUCAUUGGAGCCUUGUGGGGCGGCGAUAGAGGAGCCUCUUGGCGCCAGUCCUAG
Molecule: messenger RNA, 2819 nt
Organism: Ceraceosorus bombacis
Lineage: Eukaryota; Fungi; Basidiomycota; Exobasidiomycetes; Ceraceosorales; Ceraceosoraceae
Source: the annotation of a GenBank genome assembly